CCGUCGCCGCGCGGUCUCCAGUCGUCCGUCCGACAUGACCGUACGCGCGUAUUUCCGCGCUCGCCAACUACUCGUACCGUGUCCAUCCGGCCGAUAACGACACGCACCCGUUUCCGCCGCGCCAAGUUUACGUUCAUCUACUGCCCGCGCCCAUACGCCGUCCCCGUUCCGGCGCACCAGCAGCACUUCGCGUGCAGUGAACGCCGCAGCAGCAGAAGAAAUUCAAAAUGGGGUUCGGUUCCAAAGACGAGUGGUGUGGAUCCGCCGUUAAGUACAGCAUGUUCUUGUCCAAUUUCAUCAUAUUUAUCGGAGGUAUCGUGCUUGUGGUCAUAUCGGUGUACACCCUGUAUGACAAGUCAUUCAUCAAAGAACUCUUGGGCACCAACCUGUUCACCGGAGCUGUAUACGUAUUGAUCGUCACGGGCAUUUUGUUGUCGUUCCUGUCGUUCUUGGGAUGUGCAGGUGCUGUAAAGGAAGUCAAAUGCAUGCUGCUGACGUAUUUCAUCAUACUGUUUAUCAUAUUCGUCGUGAUGCUGGUCGGAGGGAUCCUGUGCUACGUGUUCCGCCAGAGAGUGCAGACGACCAUGCAACAGGAGAUGCUCAGAACCAUUCGGUUCUACGGCGAGGACCGGUCCAUAACGAGGGCGUGGGAUGACCUGCAGGAAGGGCUGCACUGUUGCGGCGUCACCACCUACGAUGACUGGCGGCAGUACAAGACCGACGGGAUCAUUCCCAGCAGCUGCUGCAAAGAGAUCAACGGAAAGAGACAACCGUGCGACAAGAAUUUCCAAGCAAGCCUGCAGAUAUACACGUCUGGCUGUCUGAACGUGACUACGGCUUUCAUGAAGGACAACGCGACUACCGUCGGAACCGUCGGGAUCGCCGUGUCGCUGUUUCUGAUUUUCGGUUUGAUCUUUUCGUGUGCGCUGUUCAUGAUGAUCGUUUAGAAAGGAAUAACCGAUGACAUUAACCAGCGGAACAACCGAAAACUCAUAGUCUCGAAAAACAAUUACACAAAAAUAGCAAUUCACAUGGGGGGGGGGGGGGGUUAAAUUUCCGUA
This is a messenger RNA of Sipha flava (yellow sugarcane aphid), 1061 nucleotides long. Its product is annotated as CD151 antigen. The transcript has 7 exons. The record is from RefSeq and is a predicted model, not a curated record. NCBI's taxonomy places the organism in Eukaryota, Metazoa, Arthropoda, Insecta, Hemiptera, Aphididae. The coding region runs from base 228 to 947 and encodes 239 amino acids. Gene Ontology annotation, cellular component: membrane.